AUGACUAUUGAGUCAGGUAAAAAGAGCACCAUACCUCAGCCGGAGGAUCCUCCAUCGUUCGAUCCAGAAGUCGAGAGUGGCACGGUCUCGACAAGCACAGUGGAUGGUGGACUUCGGCGUACACUGGGGAAUCGACAAAUUCAGCUUAUAGCUGUCGGAGGAUCUAUUGGGACUGCUAUCUUCAUAACUAUUGGCACAGCACUAGCCCAUUCCGGGCCGGGGAGCUUGAUCCUCGCUUUCGUCUGCCAAAAUAUUAUACUGGCAUUUGUCAAUAACUGCAUGGCUGAAAUGACCGUCUACAUGCCAGUGGAUGGAGGUUUCAUUCGCCUCGCAUCGAAGUGGGUCGACCCGGCUUGGGGGUUCAUGGCAGGUUGGAAUUUCUUCCUCUACGAAGCCCUGAACAUCCCAUUUGAAAUAACAGCAAUUUAUUCUAUUCUAUCGUGGUGGCGUGACGACAUUCCGCCAGCGGUCGUGUGUGCGGUUUGCAUCUUUGUUUACGGUGUUUUGAAUUGUCUCGUGGUUCGAAUAUACGGGGAGUCGGAAUUUUGGCUAUCGAGCGGAAAGGUCCUUCUGAUAUUCAUCCUUUUUUGCUUCACGUUUGUGACAAUGGUAGGGGGGAAUCCAGAGGGUGAUCGAUACGGGUUCCGCCAUUGGCGAAAUUCUGGUGCUUUUGCCGAAUAUCUACACCCCGGAAGUCUUGGAAGAUUUGAGGGAUUCCUUUCCGCCAUUUGGUAUGCAGCUUUCACCUGCGUCGGACCGGAAUAUAUCUCCAUGAUCGCAGCGGAGGCUAAACAUCCUCGGGUCUACUUGAAGUCCGCUUUCAAGACUGCAUACUGGAGAUUUGGCGCCUUCUUCAUCGGUAGCUCCUUGUGCGUGGGAGUCAUCAUUGCUCACAAUGACCCCGUCUUGGUAGAUAUUGCGAAUGGCGAGUCUACUCGAUCUGGAGCAGCGUCAUCUCCCUACGUUAUUGCCAUGGAAAACCUCGGAGUUAACGUCCUACCGCAUAUUGUCAAUGCUCUUUUGAUCACCACGGUUUUUUCGGCGGGUAACACUUACGUUUACGCGUCUUCGAGGAGCCUGUACGGACUGAGCCUUGAUGGAAAGGCACCCAAAUUCCUGCGAAAAUGUACCAAACGAGGUGUUCCAAUAUACUGCAUUGCAGUAUCAAUUUCGUUCUCUCUGUUGUCCUUUCUACAACUCUCUGACAGCUCGUCUAGCGUCCUGACAAUGCUCAUCAAUGUGCUGAGCGGGGCAGCUGUUAUCAAUUUCAUCGUGAUGUCGGCCACGUAUAUCCGAUUCUAUAAAGCAUGCAAAUAUCAGGGCCUUGAUAGGUCCAGCCUCCCUUAUAAAGGCUACUUACAGCCCUGGUCGAGUUACAUAGCCUUCACCUGGAUGGCAGGCAUUGCAAUUUUCUAUGGAUAUGCCAGUUUCACUCCUUGGAACGUCACUGAAUUUUUUACUCAUUACACAAUGAUUCUGUUUGCCUGUCUGACCUUUUCCGGGUGGAAACUUGUUCACAGAACGAGGUUUCUGUCCCCACGAGACAUUGACUUACGGUGGGAGGCCCCUGAGAUCGCGGCUUACGAGGAUGCCGCCGCUAUUGAUGAUCCGCCUAUCGGAUUUUGGAAAGAGGUACUUGGCUUUCUCGGUCAUUUGAUUACCCAAGGGCCUCUUCCAGGCUCUCUAGCAUGA
Messenger RNA from Penicillium olsonii, 1692 nucleotides. The record is from the annotation of a GenBank genome assembly. NCBI's taxonomy places the organism in Eukaryota, Fungi, Ascomycota, Eurotiomycetes, Eurotiales, Aspergillaceae.